This is a messenger RNA of Panicum virgatum (switchgrass), 1984 nucleotides long. Its product is annotated as RNA-binding protein 24-B-like. Lineage: Eukaryota; Viridiplantae; Streptophyta; Magnoliopsida; Poales; Poaceae. The record is from RefSeq and is a predicted model, not a curated record. Gene Ontology annotation, molecular function: RNA binding. The transcript is spliced from 8 exons. The coding region runs from base 248 to 1120 and encodes 290 amino acids.
GGGUUCCCGUAGCACAAGCAGACCAGCGCGCCAGCGGAACGCGAAAACCCGGGCCCCAGUCGCAAUCCCCCCUUUCCCCUCGCCGCCGCCUCCGCCCCACACCUUCCCACCCGCCGAUUCACUCCGCUCGCGCCUUCCACCCCGCACCCCCAAUCCCCUCGCGCCGCCGCAGGGAGGAGGAGGCGGGGGUCGCGGCCGCGAAAGUUCCAGCCUGUUCCUCUCCCCCCAGGCUUGCCGAUCCGUGUUCAUGAUGGCUCUGCAGCAGCAGCACGCGGGGUCGGCGUCCGGGUCGGCGUCGGCGUCGAGCUCCAGCUCGGGGCUGCACCCGCUCGCGUCGCCCUCGUCCUUCGCGGACACCACCCACACCAAGGUCUUCGUCGGUGGGCUCGCCUGGGAAACCAACAGCGACAGGCUCCGCCGCUUCUACGAGCGCUGCGGGGACAUCCUCGAGGCCGUCGUCAUCGCCGACCGCCACUCUGGCCGCUCCAAGGGCUACGGCUUCGUGACAUUCCGUGAACCCGAGUCGGCGAGGAAGGCCUGCGAGGACCCCACGCCGGUGAUCGACGGCAGGCGGGCCAAUUGUAACCUGGCGUCGCUUGGUCGAGCCCAGCAUCCCGUGCCCCUUGGGCGGCCAAGAUCAGCUGGUUCCUACUUUGGUGUCUCGGUUCCAAGGGGCUUUUAUCUAGGGGGUUACGGCCAGCACCGACCGCUUCCACUUGGGUACUACCAAGGAUUCCCAGUUCCCCAGUACAGUUACACUUCAUAUGGGGCCGAAUACAUCUAUCCACAGGGUACAUUGAACCCAUAUGCCGGUCAGCAAUAUCUUCCGAUUUAUGGAGUCUCAGCAGCAGCAAAUGCAACCAACCAACCAUUUAGCCAAUUGAGCCCAUCCAUUUCUGGUGGGGGCAAUGGUUAUUUGUCGGUUCAGGGUUACAACAUGCCUGGAAAUCAAUAUGUGCAGCUCACUGGAUCGAACUUCAGCAAUGCAUCACCAACUGCUCGGCCUUCCAUUCAGACUCCCUUUUUAGUAGCACCUAUUCCCGCACACCCACAUCUAAUCAUUCCAGCCCACUCACCUCAGUUUACACAAGCUAGUGUUUCUGACCAAAGAGCAAGCUGAACUGUGCACCCAAACAUUUGUACCUUGAGGUACCCUUAGAUUGCAGCAGGAGUAAAAAGAGCAGUGUUGCCCUACUCACAGCAUAUGCUCUUACCUGGCAAGAAAUCAUCCUUGCAUUCAUAAGGUUGUCGUUAUCAUGGUCAACAGAUGUACCUGGAAAUCAUGAGGUUGUCCCUAUGGGUGGGGGCAAAUGGUCCAAGAGCAAGGGUUGCUCUUGCAGUUUCGCUCGGUUUACAUCCUAUGUCGAAAUGUGUCUGUGAUCGUGAUGGAGCAUGAAACAACGGAUGCAGCCAUGUUGAUCCUGUAUCUGACGUCUCAUGGUCAUGGAGAUAUAGCGUAUGCUGGAAUGGAGUCCAGCAUCUGUAAGAUGGAUUAAUCCAUUGGGGAUUAGCCAUCAUGGCCUUCAUAUGACUUCAUCUGGAACAUCAAGUUUGUGUGUCUGAAGUCACCACGCACUUGCCCAAGAAGUGUAUCCAGUCCUGUAUCAGUCUACAGUCAUCGUCGUGUUGUCUGCAUUCACCAGCCUUUGGAGCUAACUCUGGAGCACCUAGUUGUGGUGCUUUCCUGAGAGCUCCCUCCGCUUGGUCAGUCGUCUGUACCAAAUUUCUAGUGUUGUAUGUCCCAGAAGGUGGUCAGAAGGUGUGGUUUAGUUAUGUACUGCUCUCUGCUCUAUGCCGGUUGGUUCUGAGUGUAGAGCCCUCUUCCAAAAUAAAAUCACCGGAUGAGAAUCCCAUGAUGUUGGCGGAGCUGAUGCGUGCUAAACUGUUAAUGUGUGUCAGUGUUUUGUGGAACACUCCUGUUCUUUUUGGACCAAGCAGUGGUAAUAUGAUGCAGCAGGGAACGUGAAAGCUUUGCGAAAUGAAA